AUGCAAAUGACGCCGCAGCCUCUUACUACCUGCGCUGCAUGUGGCAAUCCUGCAACAGAUAAAUGUAGUGGCUGCAGGUCUAUCAAUUACUGUGGAAAGUUCUGUCAAACUACGCAUUGGAAGUCGCACAAGCUUACUUGCGAGCAACGCCUACUCGAGAAGGCACUAUCGCGUGUUGCUAUCUUGGUCCAGAAAGCAUACUUCGAUUUCAGUGAACAGACCUUCGAUACACAAAUUAUCAAGGUGGAGGAGUGUGGUGAUCAAUGGCUCAUUCAAGAUGGGGAUCAGCAGCGCAAGAGAACCUAUUUCGUCAAGUUCCCUCAACAUCUUAUGAAGAAUGAACAAAUGAAGCAGGCGGUGUUAUGUGCUUGGAAAUGCAACGAGGCUCUAGGCUUCCUUCACCAGCUUCUGAGUGGACUUCUUGAUGGACUCAACGUGAAGAUUGAAGAGGUAUCGAUCACACUUGGAUCGGUUCCACGCACUAUCAAGAUCGUUAACUCUGACGGCUUCCGCCUCGAGAACUGGCCAACAUACAUGCACGAAGGCCUUCGAAUCACAUCCACGAAGACUGGAAAGCAGUAUCUAUUUGAUUUUUGCGGCUCUCAGUACGGGAUACAUCGAGCAUUAUGGAAGACGCCUGUCUACGAAGCGCAGUUCUCCGCAAAAAUAGGCAAAGCAUAUCCGUUUGGAACACACAAGCAUAUUUUCGGUAUUCUACGAAAUAUUAAAGGGAUUCCGAGGCUCACCUACGGCAUUGUCGGAGACGCAGCGGAGAGGCUAGAGAUGGCAAUCGUAGCCUGGGAGAAGAAGAAUCGCAUGCCCUUGUCGCGUAUCAGGUCCCAGAACGAUGUUGAUUUUGGAAAAUCUGAGAAAGAACUUAUCGAAACUUGCCGUGCAGCGACAAGUGCAUUCGUCGAACACAAUGAUUUCACUGCUAUAUUCCAAGAUUCGAUUGAGUAUGCCAGGACACAUCCAGGGGAGAGUGGGGAACUUAUCACGCGAACAUUCCUGUGUCAAGACCAAGAGGGUUUCAGCAUGGGCAUAGGAGUCCAGAUGCAGUCAUUGCAAGAUCGCGCACUACUGCAGUACAACAUGCCAAAAGACGUCUUGGAAAAAGCACAAGCACGAUUGCAAGAAAAUGGGACUUGA
Molecule: messenger RNA, 1149 nt
Organism: Plenodomus lingam JN3
Lineage: Eukaryota; Fungi; Ascomycota; Dothideomycetes; Pleosporales; Leptosphaeriaceae
Source: RefSeq, a predicted model, not a curated record